GCAGAAAGUGGAUUUUUUGUAUGCGAUUCUUGACGCUCUGAUCCAAACCAGACUAAUAACAUGAAUCAACAAGGUCGAGAAUUCGCGAAAAUCUUCGCACAGCAAGUCAAGAACUUAGGACACACCAGUGGACGACCUGGUGGCUCUGGAGGUGGUAAUUUUGGAGGUGGACCUUCGGGGAUCGGGAAAGCAUUGGGGGGAGCAGGUGGUUUGAUGUUGUUGGGAGGUGCUGCCUUGACCCUGAAUUCAGCUUUGUUCAACGUCGACGGUGGGCACCGGGCGAUCAAAUAUACCAGACUUCAUGGAGUGAGGCCCGAUGUAUAUAACGAGGGAACACAUUUUGUGAUUCCAUGGUUCGAGACUCCGAUCGUGUAUGAUGUGCGUGCCAAACCUAGAACGAUUGCUUCCUUGACUGGUACCAAAGAUCUACAGAUGGUCAAUAUCACUUGCAGGGUCUUGUCACGGCCGAAUAUCGAAUCACUGUCAACGAUUUACCGUGAGCUGGGGACCGAUUAUGACGAGCGAGUCUUACCCAGUAUUGUAAACGAAGUUUUAAAAUCGGUGGUCGCCCAAUUCAAUGCGUCCCAGCUUAUCGGUCAACGAGAGAUGGUAUCUCGACUAGUGCGAGAAAACUUGACACGCCGGGCAUCAAGAUUCAAUUUGGUUCUCGAUGACGUCUCCAUCACCCAUGUCACAUUCUCUCCUGCAUUUAGUGAAGCGGUUGAAAGUAAACAAAUUGCACAACAGACUGCACAACGUGCUGCCUUCUUGGUAGAUCAAGCGAUUCAAGAGAAACAGGCUACAAAGAUUCGCGCGCAGGGUGAAGCUCGAAGUGCAGAACUGAUUGGUGAGGCUGUUAAGCAAAACCGAGGUUUCCUGCAGCUCAGACGUCUUGAGGCUGCUCGUGAUAUCGCCACGGUAGUUGCGGGAAGCGGCAACAAGGUUAUCUUAGAUUCGGACACCCUGAUGCUAAACGUGAACGACGAGUCCUUGAGUCGCCAGAAAAAAUGAAUGAUAACAUUCAACUUUUAUAAUGUAUCCAGAAUGUACGGUCACCGUAGUGGUUACAAUCACAGAUGAGUCAAAGUUACCCACCAGUACCCACUAGCCCGCUUGAACAAAAAACCCCUACUCUUUCCUUGAGGUCUGGAUCCGAAUUCACGCUGUCUUCCAUGUACCAUGCCCGUUGCGAUAACUUCUAUUGAAAUACCUAGUCAUUAUAGCUCCCCACCAAAGAAUGAGGUCACCUUGUGACUUGACCAUAUGUAUAUCAAGAUGUUGCUGAACAGAACAGCGAUGCAUGCCAAUAACAAUAAACUUGACUGAUGCAGUUGGUUCUGAUGGAAAUCCU
Molecule: messenger RNA, 1351 nt
Organism: Melampsora larici-populina 98AG31
Lineage: Eukaryota; Fungi; Basidiomycota; Pucciniomycetes; Pucciniales; Melampsoraceae
Exons: 7
Coding region: 61-1011 (316 amino acids)
Biological process (GO): mitochondrion organization
Cellular component (GO): mitochondrion; membrane
Source: RefSeq, a predicted model, not a curated record